AUGCUCUCCCGGUUGCUUCGAGUACUGAGUGGCCCUGAAAGGCCAUUGUCGACUCAAGGGUGUGGUGUUUAUGAAAAGUAUUACCGAGACGAGUUUCUUGAAGUUAUCUACAACAAAGUGUUGGAAUUUAUAUGGAAGAAUUUACGUUUGGAAAUUGGAGGAACAGAAAUUCAAGAAGAAUAUGUACUAGAAGCGUUUACGGGCUUGCGCAGUUAUAAGUUGUCAAGAGACGGCAUAUUUCUUACUGUACGUAAAGGUUGUGAUGUAGUAAUGGAAAUGGGGAAGUACAUGACUGCGAAAACGGAGUUUAUAUAA
Messenger RNA from Angiostrongylus costaricensis, 315 nucleotides. Lineage: Eukaryota; Metazoa; Nematoda; Chromadorea; Rhabditida; Metastrongylidae. The record is from the annotation of a GenBank genome assembly.